This is a messenger RNA of Zingiber officinale, 1668 nucleotides long. Its product is annotated as zinc finger MYM-type protein 1-like. The transcript has 5 exons. Bases 1 to 1668 code for a protein of 555 amino acids. The record is from RefSeq and is a predicted model, not a curated record. Lineage: Eukaryota; Viridiplantae; Streptophyta; Magnoliopsida; Zingiberales; Zingiberaceae.
AUGAGAGGAGGCUUCAGCCUCCCCCACCUGGACAUAGGACGCUGCCCACGGCGCUUGCUGCCGCCUGCCAGUGCCGCUUGUGCGGCUGUUGCCGUGCUGGUGCGCCGUGCACUGGUGCGGGCCGUGCGGCGCUGGCGCUGCCCUGCCGCGGUGGUGCCGCUGCGGGUCUGCGGCGCUGCUUGCCAAUCUCCAUUCGCCACUGUGCGUUUGUCGCGUUCGGCGUUUGUGUGGUGCGUCCGCGUCGGCGUCGUGCAAGUGGCCAGCUGUCACAAUGAAGCUAGAAUACAAUUUGAGGCUUUUCAAGAUCAAAGGCAUAGUGUGGAGAAUAUUUUACGAGUACAUAGUCGCGAUAUGGAAAUUGAUUAUCGCACUCGUUUAACAGCAAUGUUGGAUGUGACACGCUUUUUAUUGAAGCAGGGGUUACCUUUUCGAGGACACGAUGAGUCAACUAGUUCUUCAAAUAGAGAGAUCACACUUGCUAUAAUCAAUGAUAUUGGAGAUAAAUUCUUUUCUUUGAUGGUUGAUGAGGCUCGGGACAGUUCAGUGAAGGAGCAUAUGGGAGUUGUUUUGAGGUAUGUGAAUAAAGAAGGAUGUGUGAUUGAACGAUUUCUUGCGGUUGUGCAUGUGCCUGACACUAGUUCUCAUUCUUUGAAAAUGGCUAUUGAUACUUUAUUUGUGCAACAUGGUUUAUCAUUAUCUAGAUUGAGAGGCCAAGGAUAUGAUGGAGCUUCAAAUAUGCGUGGCGAGUUUAAUGGAUUGAAAUCCCUGAUACUACAAGAAAAUCCAUUUGCAAUGUAUGUUCAUUGUUUCUCUCAUCAGCUCCAAUUAGUUCUUGUUGCUGUUGCCCAUGACAAUUUUACUGUGAGUGAAUUUUUUGGGUAUAUAACCAUGAUUGUGAAUAUAUCUGGAGCAUCUUGUAAGAGGAGAGAUCAACUUAGAAAGAUUCAACAUGAUAAGAUAAUUGCUGAAUUGGAAAGUGGAGAAAUUACUAGUGGAAAAGGAAAAAAUCAAGAAACUAGUUUAGCAAGACCUGGAGAUACUCGUUGGGGAUCACACUACUUAACAUUACUUCGUUUAUGCUUUAUGUGGUCUUCAGUGAUAGAAGUGUUAGGAAAUAUACAUGAUGAUGCUUCUUAUUCUGCGAAUAAAGGUGUUGCCGCAGGUUUAAUUGAAAAGAUGGAGAGUUAUCAAUUUGUUUUUGUGUUACAUUUGAUGAAGUAUAUAUUGGGAAUUAUAAAUGAGUUAUCACUUUCCCUACAACAAGGGGAUCAAAAUAUUGUUCAAGCCAUGUCCUUGGUUAGAAGUGUGAAAUGUCGACUACAAGACUUCAGGGAAGAUGGAUGGCAGAUAAUUUUGGAACAAGUUAACACAUUUUGUGAAUUGAAUAUGAUUCCAAUACUUGAUAUGGAGGACAACAUGCUAACUCGUGGUCAUGGUAGGCGUAGAGGGCAACUCAUCACCAAUUUUCAUCAUUAUCGUGUGGAGAUUUUUUGUCAGGUUGUUGAUUUAAUUAUACAAGAGAUGAAUAAUCGAUUUUCAGAAGUUAGUACGGAUUUGCUUGGUUGCAUAUCAUGUCUUCAUCCAAGAAAUUCUUUCUCUCAAUUUGAUGUUCACAAACUCAUCCAUCUUGCUGAUUUUUAUCCCGAGGACUUCUGUGAAAUUGGUUGA